GCGGAAGUAGUUGGCGACAAACCGGAAAACCGAUGUCAUUGCGCGAUGAACCGGCCCUUGCAACUUUCUGACGAGACAUCGCUCCAAGCUUCGAGCUUUCUCCUUGUAGAGCUUCGCCGGAUUCAGCAAGAAGCCGAACUUGUAUUCAAGCCAAAGAUAGCGGCGAAACUGCAAAAGGUCUAUACGAUUCCAUGCGUUUCUGACUUUCUCAAGAAGUUCUUCAGGGCCAGCAUUGACCCAGUCUUCCAAGUGCUUGCGCACGCAGAAUCUUGUUUGCUAGAGGCACUGGACAAAGCUCAUGAGUCGCUAGAGGAUGUGCAGAAAGCAGAGCAUGUGGCCAAAUGUUUAUCUAUCAGUGAAUCCUCCUUGGCUCCAGGUCUUGCGUGGCUUCAUGGCCGGGUCUCGACAUUAAGUAGACAGUUGCGAUCGAAGAAGGAACAACCGAUGCAAACGAAUCAUGUAGUGAACCUGAGCACAACCCAGCGGCAGGUCAUCGAGUUCCCCCAUAGUGUAUUUUUGCAAGGCCGCUCUGGGACCGGAAAGACUGUGUGCAUCAUCCAGCGCAUCCUACAUCGAAGCCGUCUUUUUCCUGAUGCUCGACGCCUCUUCAUCACAAGAUCUUCACUGCUUUGUGAAAAUGUUGCAGAUGAGUUGGGACGGUCCUUGCCUUUGAGCAGACACUUCACACGAGGAUCAAAACUUCUGUGUCUGACUUGGGAUCAGCUGGUGCAGGGUUUGCUUCCGAACUGCCCCGGAGCAAUUCAAUACUCAACUUUUCUUGCAAGCUUUUGGCCAGCUUUGAAACCACCUGCCGGUUUGGAUCCGCUCCUAGUUUGGGCAGAAUUCCACAACAAGCUUCGAUCAUUUGAUGCAAAGCCACCCGUCGAACUGCACGGCAGAGUUACACUUGAUCAAUUUCGGACAAAGCAGGCCCUUUCAAGAGCAGGCAACUGCCUAACGCUUGAGCAGUACACUGAGCAGACAACCGCCUGUAUUGGUGUUCCUUUGCGCAAGGAUCAGCUACAAGACAUCUACAGCAUGUUUGUGGCGUACUUGCAGCGGAAGAUGACAGGUGGAAACCAACUGGACAGCACUGAUGUAGCAGCACUGAUCAGAUCGUCACAGCAAGUUGCCUUGUUUGAAGAGCUCUAUGUGGAUGAAGCGCAAGACUUUUCCCCAGCUGAACUCACUGCUCUUUUGUGCCUUUGUGGCCGUGGGGAUGGGGUGAUGAUAGCUGGAGACACAUGCCAGACUAUCAACCCUGGCAGUGCUUUCUCUUUCAAGGACAUCAUUUUAGCGUUCCAGAACAUCAACCCGAAACCACUCCAAGAACCUUCAGAUCCCUGUGAAGAACGGUUUCGAGAAGAAGCACUUCUAUGCGCCCAGAUGUCGUUAGGUUUCAAUCAUCGUUCAUCGCCACAAAUCGUACAACUCGCAAACACAGUGUCAGAACUCCUCAUCAAGCUCUUCCCAGCAUCUGUAGAUUCAGUUGAGGAGAAGGCUUGUGGAAGCGGAGGCAGAGCUCCUGUCUUUGUUUGCUCGUCAGACCCGGCUGGGGUAGUUAUGGGAACAGGAGCGCUGGCCUUGCGUAUUCUGGAUUCAACCCGCUGUGCGGUGUUGGUACGCACAAAUGCCUGCCGCAACAGAUUACGUUGUCUUGGCGCGCGUGGAACCAUUCUCACUAUUGCAGAAGCGAAAGGUCUUGAAUUCGAUUUUGUCGUUUUGUAUGAUUAUUUCAGCGCAUGCCCUUUGCGUGACCCGGAAAGAGUGUGGCAAACUGUCAGUUUGGUGGAGGAGAUUUGGCAGGGUAGGAUUGGCUCAACCAAACGAUUCUCUCACCCAGCAUCCACAGCAGCCAUUGCAGCAGCUUUGAUUCCAGAGCUGAAACAUUUGUACGUCGGCAUUACCCGGGCUCGGUUUGGCUGUGCAUUUGUGGAAAGCGCGCACCAAGUACAGCAGAAGCUUGUUGAGCAUUGGCGUGAUUCUGGGCUAGUUGUGUUUGUCACUGAUGACAACUAUUGCGAGAUGGCUAAGGCAUCCCGUGAAGGACGUGACUUUACAGAGAACAGGGCUGACUUUACAGAGAAGAAGGCUGACAAGAUUAAGAAAGCUGCAGUUGCAGAGAGAUUUUCUUCUCUUGACGAUGAACUUGCCUGGAUUUUGUCGGAGUUGAAGCAACGUAUUGGUUCUGAGCACAAAUUAGCAAGAAAAAUGCUUGGUCAAGAACGAAUGCGCUUGCAAUCAGGAAAAUGCUUCGAUCCGUUUUUUGCUUUCAAGGUGCAAGCAGCGCAUGGCCCUAUUUUAUCGCAGAAAGCUGAGGUUGCUGCAAAAAGUCGGCAAGAACAUCAAGAACAUCGACCAGAUUUCCCAUCAAUCGUUGAGGUUCUGAGAUUGCGAUCUAACUACCACACAGGAUCUUCAAGCCUUUCGUCUGCUAUACAGCAUCUGAAGGAAAGAGGCCGUCGACUGCUGAGGCAUGCGUUAGACGAUCAGGAGCAACGAUGGCCUGUGUUCGAGGAGGCCCGGGCAAUAUUUGAAGAGGCUCUGCGCUGCUCCUCCAAACUUCUCGAUGAGCAGCUGCGCAACAAGGGUCGAUUCGCCCUAGAGGAUUUAGAUGACUUGUACACCAUUGCAUCCAAUACUCAAUCUCACAACGCUAAGAGGCACCAACAACCCGAUGGUGCAAAGAUUGUACAACUCGUCAUGGCCUUCAGAUCACGCAAGUUGCGUCUCAAGGAUGACAUGUUUCAUGACAUGAUCCAAGCUGAGGACGCUUCUGGCGAAGAGGUGAUUCUUGUCAACGCCACGCUGUUGUCGGGUCGAGAGUUGCCUGAGUUUGCCAUUUCAGUUUCAGCGACGGUCGACGACUUGCAUGCACAGCUAGAGCGUACACUUGGAGGUCCUUGCAGGUUGAUCUUGAAAGGCGAUGGCUUCCUGAAUGUAUCCGCCCUUGAAGGCUCUUUGUCAUUGAGUGCAGCUUUGGCCAAGACAAUCGCCAGCUGGGAAACAGAAAUCGAGUGGCACCGGUCCAUUUGUGUGAUUCUGGAGCUGCAACGCUGCAGGUCACCUCUUUCACGAUUGAAAAUCCCAAACUUUUGGGAAAGGGUUUUUACCAUGACCUCUACGAAAGAAGUAUCAGAAGCACAAGCUGGUUUUCGAUUGACGGUUGAGCGUUUUCUGGAGUACGAACAGACACAAACAGAUUUACAAGAGCAAAUGCAGAUUGCACAGGCAUGGUUUCUGCGCACGCAAAGCCAGUUUUCCACAUUUAUGUUGGAUAAAGAGAGGGAAGCAGCAACUAGCUUCUCUAAGCUUCUGGACACACAGAAGGCUACCGCUUCGAAGAUCCUUGGUGAAAGGCCGAUUGUCACUACAAAGCAAGCCGUACGAUCACUCCUGGCCUCAGCACAGAUGCUACAAGCCGCCCAAGAUACCUUUGUCCACGAUUUCAUCCCGGCUUCCAUGCAGAGAAUGCAAGAUUUUCGUCGAGCCGCAGAAAUCUUUCAUCGCUUGGGAGACAUCCAAAAUGCGGCCUUGGACUAUGAGCGUGCGGCCUCAGCUGGCUUCCAGUUUCUUAAUCGGUGGCGUUCCUCCACGCUUUACUUGGGCAGAAAAGUAAGAUCAGUAUUCCGAAACAUUUCGCAAGACGCGCGUGAAAGUUCUUCACUUGCAGCGUUUGGUUUCAUGUGUCUUGACCGAACAUCACUGGAAAAGGCGGGGAAGAGUUUUCUCAAAGCAGGCCGCCUUCGUGAAGCUGAUGCGCUUGCUGUUUGGAUCUCACCUGCAAAAUGUCUUUUGAGUCCCUCGAGCCGUAGAGGCGUGUUGCUUUACAGUGCUUUAGUUGCCCACGACUUGAGCAGCGAAGAACAUCAGAGCCUCAGCGCAAAAUGGUUUCACAUCACGACCAGGUCGAGGCGAUUUGUUGAAGUGGAUGAUGUAAUGUAAUUAUAUAUAUAUGCGAUCUAGAUGUGAGUCCCCUUUUGCGUUCCUGUUGCCUUCUACUCUAAAACCACUACUCAACAUGCAGGUUCUCACAUGACUUUGGAGUUAGAUGCCUUUGAUAUUUUUUGACUGUCUCUUUUGCAUGCACGGCAUGUUUCUGAAGCUCUCGGCUUUAAGACCUUGCGGUCCAAUCAUGGGGCAAGGGUAAGAUCUGUAAAAUGCGUUUUGCUGCGUGUAGUUGUAAGGGUGUGUCCCAUAAGUCCAGAUUCAGCUUCAUUUUGUUUCGCCUGUAGAUGGGGUAAAGUAGGGCGUUUUGUUUGCCCUGUGUAGUUUGGCCAUGUUCGCUGCUGUUCAGCAGCACAUGCUAUUGAAGGUUCCUCUUGCUGCUGACGAAGGCAUUGCCAUUUGCAGGCCAUGUUUUGCCUGGAAACCGUCCAUGCUUUCUUCGUCUUCCCAAGCAUCAUUUGCCGAACGCGCUAAGUCUCAGUUGGGGAAGCAGCCGCCCAAGCUUUCGCCACAUCGCCUUGACAUCGACCAGAUGCGGCGACCUCGAGAUUGUACCAACCCUUUCGGUUCGAGUCCGGUUGCUGAAGUUUCUGGGCAUUCCCACCAUUGACAAUGGCAUGGCUGUGGAAA
Molecule: messenger RNA, 4578 nt
Organism: Durusdinium trenchii
Lineage: Eukaryota; Dinophyceae; Suessiales; Symbiodiniaceae
Source: the annotation of a GenBank genome assembly